Messenger RNA from Salvia splendens (bonfire salvia), 3587 nucleotides. RefSeq lists its product as uncharacterized. The transcript has 2 exons. The record is from RefSeq and is a predicted model, not a curated record. The coding region runs from base 1137 to 1913 and encodes 258 amino acids. Lineage: Eukaryota; Viridiplantae; Streptophyta; Magnoliopsida; Lamiales; Lamiaceae.
AUCUCCCCCCGCCGCCCCCUCGCUUCCGCCACCAUCACCACCACCACCACCACCACCACCUCAGGUAUGAAAAUGUCCUCCGCCCUCCCGAUUUCACACCCCCAACACUAUCCCCACCACCUCCCCCCACCGCCGCCUCCAUCAGAUACCCGUUCAUUGAAUAUUACUCUUCCAUUGAAACCCUAUUUCCACCCAACCCUUCUUCCGCCCCCACCUCCGAGAGAAAACACACCCUUGCGAAUUGUUCAUAAUUAUCCCAGGAGAAAUCCUGUCUACGAAAAUGAAAAUUGUACUCGAGGUCGUGUUGAUGAUAUACGUGAAUUGCCUGAAAAUUGGAAUCGAGAUUUGUGUUGGGGUGCAACGGGAGUUCAUAGAAAGGUUCCUGAGGCUGAUAGAGGAGAUCGUGAUGUAAUUCCUGAGAAUUUUGAGUUGUAUAGAAAGAGGGAUGAUGGCAGGAUAUGUGAUAGUGGUCUUAGUGAUUGGGGUUCUGACUUGGACAGAAGGGGGGACUAUGAUGAGAGGAGUUGAGAUAGUGGUAGGAAUGAUCGGAAUCGUUACUUGUACAGGGAGUGUGAUUAUGAUGAGAGGAGAUGGGAUAGUCGAAUGGUUAUGACCGGCCGGAGUUGUGAUUUGUACAGGGAUCCUAGUUUUGAUGAUGAGAUGAGACGGGACUCUAGUAGGUCCUCUGGAGUUUUGUCUCGACUGGGAAACAGGCAGCCAGAACUUUCUGAGAAUGAUCUAAGGUUUGGUUGGGUUUUGUCUCGACUUGGAAACAGGCCACCGGAAUAUGCUGAGGAUGAUCUGAGUUUUGGUGGAGUUUUGUCUCGAUUGGGAAGCAGGAAACCAGAAUUUGCUGAUAAUAUUCCAAGUUUGGGUAGAUUUAGUGGUAGGUUAGGGACUGGGGUUAGUAGGGGGGGGGGGGGGGGUUAAUUUGGCCUGAUAAGAAGAAGAGAUUGCAGAAAAAGAAUACAUUACUUAGGAGUCAAUUAGGAAAAAUCCAUAGCAGGCACGGUGGAGUUUUAAAAUCUCAGCACUUUGCAAAUGAGUCUGGUAUAUGUAGUUUCAAGGUCGAGGGAAAAGGGUCUGCGAAGAUGGGGAUGAGAAUGGAAGUUAAGAGAGAGAGGUAGCAGAGUCCUAUGGAGCUUGCGAUUUCAUCUAAGUCAAAUGCUCUGUUGGCAAAUGCUAUUGAGGUGCCAUCUCAUUCAGCUACUGAAUCAAGAGAUUCUGCUGCCAACCAGGAUAUUGUUUCAGAUUACCAAUUUGUAUCUCAGGAAACUUCACCAGAGCAUAUGGAUAAAGGAGGAACAAAUCAGCCUUUGCUUGGAGCUGAUUCACGAAUGGAAAGAUAUUAUCAUGCGAUCAAAGUUGAUGCUUGUAAACCCUUGGUUCCUAAGAGGAAGAGGAAAAGGAACAAUUUGAACACAAAACCUGCACUGAAGAGGAAGGGGAACACUUUGAGCACAAGAUCUGCAUCGUCAUAUGUGAUCCGUAGUGUUAUUACUCGGUGUUCUGGCCAUGCCGAGGGAUUGCUAACUACUACUGAGAAUGCUGACCAUGUGCACCAGUUGAGAGCUGAUGGGUUUGCGCAGCAGGAACAUGAGAACUUUUUAUCUCAAGAAAAUGCUGGUUGUGGAGACAGUUUGGGUUUCAAUCAGGAUGUGAACAUUUCCAACAAAUAUGUACAUGAUAAAGCUUCUGUAUGUGAUGCAGAUAGGGAUGCAAUCAAGCCCGUUAACCUAGGCCACCGUAAAAAGCAGAAACUUUCCAGCCCAAGAUCAAGUCUCUCCUCUAUUUCUGAAGAUGAUACAAUUGCAGAUGGGUCCAGCAAGGCGCCAAUUCUUGAGCAGCAUCCCACCAGGCCAUAUCUGAAUUGCGAGCUGAGCAUAGUUGGGAUACUUCAUCAGCAUCCAUAACCAUCACACAAUGCCGAACCACUGAUGUGCGAGGUGAUGUUAGUAUUAAUGACUUAAUGAAAAUCUGGUAGAGGGAGACAGAUUACUAGGGAGUGACGAUCUGGGUUUAAUUGCUAGUGGCAUAUCAUGUUCUGACAGAAAUGGUCCCAGUGCUUCUGAUUCUGGAGAUGAAUCGUUAGCAUCUAGCUUUGACAUGCAAUCUUGCAUGUCUUCUCCUGAAGGGCUGCAUGUUACUUGGAUUCAUGUAUUUCGGGAAACACUAGGACAUCAGCCAGCCUAUCAGAUACUGAAAUGAUUCGUCACAGUGAGAAAAUCUCCAACAUAAAGCAUGUGUUUGCUGAUCCAAAAACCAGUUCUCUUGGGAAAUGUUUAGAAGCAGCUGUAAACAAAUCACAAUCUAAUCCUGGCAUUCCACAAUCUCUACAUAAGGAUACCAGUCAAGUGGUCAAAAAACUUUAUCCAGUACAUGGUAAACUAACUUGGCAUAAGGACCAGGCUCCUUCUGCUGUUACUAAAUUUUUGCCUAUGCAUCAUCAUUUAAAUUUUAGUAAUACAAGGAAAUUGUAUUCUUCUCAUACUACAAAAUCAAGGACGUGGUGUCGAACUGUUGACCCUACUGCUGCAGUUACGGAACCUAAUGCAACAAAAGAAGCCAGACCUUUACAGAGUUCAUACAUGCGGAAAGGUAAUAGUCUAGUUAGGAAACAUGUCCCAUCAAAUGACGCCUCACAUGGAUUGCCUGGUUCAAGUUCCUCAGUUUAUCGGCUAAGUCCUUGCCCCAAUACUAAAAAGAAUGACCUGGCAUCUCAGGUACAAGACUGGUGAUGCAGAUGCGUUAACUCUGAAGAGAGCAGGGCAGGUAAACACUUCAGAAACUACAAUGGUACUUACCGAAAAUCGUAAUAGGAACUUAUUAAGUUGCUCUCCUUGCAACUCGGAGGAGCCUAUUCCCGUGAGUAAUCCUCACAGCAAUGAUUGUCCUCCGAAAAGUUUAUAUGUCAUGGAGGAGAGGAUAAAGUCAUCUCCAGCCCCUGAAUGUCGAACUGAUUCUGUCAUCAACUCAGAUUGCCAAAGUACAGCUGCAGAAGGGAACUCUGGGAAGAAGGUUAUCUAUGUCAAGAGAAGAUCUUAUCAAUUGGUUGCGACUUCUAAUUCUGAUGAUAUAUCUAUAUUAGGGGUGGAUAAUAGCCAAUCACGAUUAUCUGAGGGUUACUACAACAAUAGGGAAAACCAGCUUUUCAGAGCAUCACCAGAAAAUGAUGUCAAAAGAGCGAAUGAAUACCCUACCGCGUAUAGACUUGUGUCUCGCUCAAUUAUUCUUAAAAUUUCUACCAGAAGGCAAUCUGGUUUUGCCAAGAACUGCAGAUCUUCAAAGUUGGCAUUUGUGUGGAAAUUACAUGAUAAAUAGGCUUCAGAAAAGCAUAAGAAUUCUCUGGGAACUCGAAAAGUCUGGCCGCGAUUAUUUUUGCCUAAAGGAGCUGCUUAUUGGAGAAGUCUUAUAUUGGGUAUGAAACCGUCCCAUUCCAACAUCAGUUGUGUAGCCAAAAACUGCUGGUGUCAAGAAAGAGAGGUGCAAUUUACACUAGAUCAACGCAUGGAUAUUCUCUUAGGAUGUCGAAAGUGUUAAGUGUUGGUGGCUCUAGUUUAAAGUGGUCGAAAUCAAUUGAAAGGAAC